Messenger RNA from Clonostachys byssicola, 1416 nucleotides. Lineage: Eukaryota; Fungi; Ascomycota; Sordariomycetes; Hypocreales; Bionectriaceae. The record is from the annotation of a GenBank genome assembly.
UUCGGCGGCGGAGUUGCUCUUGGUCAAGGUCAAGGUCGUGAGGAGCGUGCACCGAUAAUUCACUAUGCGAGCAGACAAAACAUGCUUAUCGCUGUCAGAGAGAUCGAGGCCCUGCUCGGAGAAGACGCGGUGAGCUAUGACGAAGACGACAUCGAGAACCAUGGAUUCUCAGACUGGUCUAGUAUCAACUCAACGUCGCGAGCCGUAGCCGUGGUGUAUCCUAGAAGCACUGACGACGUGGUGAAAGCGACAGAAAUCUGUCAUAAGCUCCGCGUCCCUAUAGUCCCAUAUGGGGCCGGGUCCUCUGUAGAAGGAAACUUCUCUUCACCCUACAGUGGCAUAGUCGUCGACGUGACACACAUGGACAACAUUCUCAGCUUCCAUCCACAAGACAUGGAUGUCGUGGUGCAGCCUGGAGUGAAUUGGGUGGACCUAAACAAGGAAAUAGAGAAGGAGAAGCUUUUCCUCCCUCUGGACCCCUCCCCUACAGCAACAGUCGGGGGCAUGGUGUCUACAAACUGCAGCGGUACAAAUGCGUUUCGAUACGGAACCAUGAAAGACUGGGUAACCAACGUCACGGUGGUCCUCGCUGAUGGCCGAGUUAUCAAAACUAGGCAGAGGCCACGGAAAACGUCUGCUGGCUACAAUUUGACUUCCCUCUUUGUCGGUGCAGAGGGAACGCUAGGUAUUAUUACUGAGAUAACCCUUAAACUCGCUGUGGUUCCCAACGAGACGAGCGUCGCCGUCGUCACGUUCCCCACCAUAUUCUCGGCAGCAUCGGCAGCCUCCACGAUCAUUCGUUCCGGCAUCCAACUUGCAGCCAUGGAGCUUAUGGACGAGGUUCAAAUGCGUAUGGUCAACCGCCACGGAAGCGAGCAAGUUCGAAAGAUGAACUGGGAUGAGGCACCUUCCCUCUUUCUCAAAUUCUCGAGCCACUCCAAAGAGGGCAUCCAGUCUGACAUUCGCCGCGUGAAAGAGUUGAUUGAACAAGACGACAACACAAAGUUUGUUUUCGCCAAGACAAAAGAUGAGGAGGCUAAGCUUUGGGCGGCGAGGAAAGAAGCUCUCUGGACUAUGACCUCGAUCAAGCCCGAAGGCCACGCCAUCUGGUCUACAGACGUCGCUGUCCCGAUCUCCCGACUUGCCGAGAUCAUCGAAGUGUCCAAGAAAGAUGGAGAGAAACUUGGGGUUUUCACCAGCAUAGUUGGCCACGUUGGCGAUGGCAACUUCCACGAAGCGUUGAUGUAUGAUCCAAAAGACCCCGCACAAAGUGCCGCUGUAAAACAUGCGGUCCAAAUGAUGAUAGCUCGUGCUUUGGAAAUGGAAGGUACGGUUUCUGGCGAGCACGCUAUCGGAAUGGGGAAAAAGGUGAGGUUUUUCUGUCUCGUUCCCAAUCCAUGUCUUCUCUUGAACUAA